CGCUCACCCAGAGGCCACUCCUGCGUGCAGCCCGAGGCCCCCUUCCCCCUGCCGGUCCGCAUGGCCACCCAAGCCCAGCAAGCAGCUUCUGGCCCGAGGCCGCGGCACAAAGGUUGAUCGCAGCCCCGGCCCCUCCCCCUCGCGUGCCCCGCCCCGCCCCGCCCCGCCCCGCUCUGGGAGGCGUCGCGACGGGCCACCCCGCCGGUCGACCUCCUGGGCCCGGGGCCUCGGUGCCCAGACAGAUGUCCGCCACGAUGUCCACCAGCGCGCCCCGCGCCUGCGCGGUGGAGUACAGGGAGAGGAUCGUGGAAGUGCCCCAGGUGCAGGUGCGCGAGGUCAUCAGGCAGGUGCCGAAGGUCGAGAUCCAGGAGGUCAUCCGUGAGGUGCCCGUCUACCACCAGAAGACGGUCGAGAAGGUAGUGCACGUGCCCCAGAUCCAGUACGUGGAGAAGGUGGUGGAGGUACCUGACGUGCAGGUGGUGGAGGUCGUCAAGCAGGUCCCGGUGUAUCACGACGAGGAGGUCGUCCGGGAGGUAAAGCGGGUGGAGAUCCAGGAGGUUGAGAAGGUGGUCGAGAUCCCGCAGAUAAUCCAUCAGGAGAGGAUCGUGGAGGUGCCGCACAUUGAGGUCCAGGAGGUGAUCAGGCACGUGCCCAAGAUCGAGGUCGUCGAGGUCCCCAGGGAGGUGAAGAAGGUCGUGACGUCACAGAGCGUCAGGGAGGUCCACGUGCCGCAGGUGCAGGUGGUCGAGAAGAUCGUUGAGGUGCCCGAGGUGCACGUGGAAGAGGUGAUCAAGUACGUGCCCGGCGACAUCGUGGUGCAAGAGGUCAUCAGGGAGGUGCCGAAGGUCACCACCGUGGAGGUCCAGAGCCAGAGGACGGUCACCGUGAGCGUCGCCGCACCAGUCUACAUGGGCAUGCCGACCUCCAGCGCUCCCGCAGAGCCCGUGGGUGCCCCCCCUGCGCCGACGGUGAUGAUGGAUCCCACCUAUGCGGUGGCGCCGCCGCAGUACGUGGACCCGCGGCCCCCGGCGCCGACGGAGCCCGUGCAGCAUGCCGCUACGCCCGUCGAGCCCAUCGAGGCCGCCCCCGGCGCCGCUCCCCUGGCGGAGCGCGUGCAGACGGACGCUCCUCCGGGCGUGCGCAUGGAGCCCGUGGCUACCUCGGCCUAGGAGGAGGCGGAGGAGGAGGAGGGGGGUGGAGGGGGCCGAUCGUGAAGACGGCCCGCCGAUCCCGGCGCGGCCCUCGCGACGCGCAGAUUUCCCGCGGCCUCGGCACCCCUGCUCGCUUAAGACGAGACGCUCGGUCGGGGCUGCUGCAUGAGAUCAAGAACAUGGUCGAUCCAUUCGUGAGAGAUUCGAUCGCC
Prorocentrum cordatum is the source of this 1363-nucleotide messenger RNA. NCBI's taxonomy places the organism in Eukaryota, Dinophyceae, Prorocentrales, Prorocentraceae. The record is from the annotation of a GenBank genome assembly.